Messenger RNA from Drosophila persimilis, 781 nucleotides. RefSeq names its product mitochondrial import inner membrane translocase subunit Tim8 (gene Tim8). Lineage: Eukaryota; Metazoa; Arthropoda; Insecta; Diptera; Drosophilidae. The coding region runs from base 60 to 320 and encodes 86 amino acids. The transcript has 3 exons. The record is from RefSeq and is a predicted model, not a curated record.
CACUAAUACGUAGCAGCCUUGAAAAUUUGACGUGAAGCGCCCACAACAAUCAAGCCAAGAUGUCUGAUUUUGAGACCGACUUGACGAGCAGCGACAAAGAGCUGCAGGAGUUUCUGAUGAUGGAAAAACAGAAGGCGCAGGUCAAUGCACAGAUACACGAGUUCAACGAGAUCUGCUGGGAGAAGUGCAUUGGAAAGCCCAGCGCCAAGCUGGACAGCGCCACAGAGACGUGCCUGAGCAACUGCGUGGACCGCUUCAUCGACACAUCGCUCCUCAUCACACAGCGCUUCGCGCAGAUUCUGCAGAAGCACGACAUGUAAGGCCGGAGGAAGCAUCCAUUUGGCAGCCGACAGCCGACCCAAUGGACAGGACUGUCUUUGUGUUGCGGCUGCUGCAUCCAAUGUCCUACUGUUAAAACUAUUUUUAAAAAACUACCAAGUAAGAAUUUUUUUGAUGUGUCUUCGGUUGGACGGACCCGCGGACCCAUGUACUCCCCUUACAAACCAAGAAAACAAACCCUUCCGUUCACCCGGCAAUAUUCCACAAAUUGGACACGCCUCUCAAUGCCUAGACAGCAGCCGGUGCUAAUUUUCCCCUCUGCCAGCCGCCGUGCCAUGCCUGUGGGCCAUUGGAGGGACGACGUCGACGACCCACAAAAGCCGCCAGUACAACUUCAGUGUUCUAUAGCCCCGUAUAUAAUAACAAUAUAUACAUAAAUAUAUGGUUCUGUUGUUGGCUUAAAGUUAGUUGGAAUGAAAACAUAAUAAAUGCUACCUUUUGA